Arachis duranensis is the source of this 2345-nucleotide messenger RNA. Its product is annotated as pentatricopeptide repeat-containing protein At4g19191, mitochondrial. Gene Ontology annotation, biological process: RNA modification. Lineage: Eukaryota; Viridiplantae; Streptophyta; Magnoliopsida; Fabales; Fabaceae. The coding region runs from base 288 to 2261 and encodes 657 amino acids. Gene Ontology annotation, molecular function: RNA binding; protein binding. The transcript is spliced from 2 exons. The record is from RefSeq and is a predicted model, not a curated record.
CCAAUGGAGGGAAGGGCACGUUUCGCUUGCAUCUGUUGAGCCCAUCCUCCAACCACAGCAACGACCUCCGACUAAAGUUGCCGGGACGAACCAUCCGCCGGCCAGCUCCUCACUCUCAUCCCAUGGCCGAGCUGAUAAAUUCGACCCAUUCUUCUGUUUGUGAUUUCCAUGAGUAAUGAGCGCAGCUGGUCCUGCUUGCAACAAGACACAAUUGCCUUCAGUUCAGUUCAGUUCUCUUGUUUUUACUCAUUGCUUCAAAAGAACAAGUUCAACUUCAAAGAUGAGAGAUGAUCCUCUAUCUUGUUGCUGUUACUGUUGCACCAUUCAUGAAUCGUUUCUCGAAUUUCUCAACCCUUUCCUUCUGGAACUCCAAUAUAAGACAAGCUGUGAACCAAGGCCAUGCACAAAAAGCCCUUCUUCUUUUCCGCCAAAUGAAGCAAACUGGGGUUACACCCAAUGGUUCUACCUUUCCCUUCGUUGCAAAAGCCUGUGCCAGAAUCUCCCGUCUCAGGAACUCCAAAAUGAUCCAUGCCCAUGUUGCCAAAUCUUGCUUUCAGUCCAAUGUUUUUGUGCAAACCGCGAUGGUUCAUAUGUACAUUAAAUGUGGUCAUUUGGAAGAUGCACACCAUGUGUUUGUUGGAAUGCCCACUAGGGAUAUUGCUUCUUGGAAUGCAAUGCUUGCAGGUUUUUCUCAGAGGAAUCUUGUUGACAGGUUUUUCUGUCUACUGCGUGAGAUGAGGCAUACUGGGAUUCAUCCUGAUUCCGUCACUGUCUUGCUCCUGAUUCAAUCUGUUUUGGAUUUGAAAAACCCAAAUUUUGUGAAUGCAGUGCAUUGUUUUGCGAUUCGAAUUGGAGUUCAUAUUGAUGUUUCUGUCGCUAACACUUUGAUUGCUGUGUAUGCUAAAUGUGGUGACUUGUGUUCAUCAGAGAUAGUAUUUGAUGAAAUUGACAGUAGUAUUAGGUCUGUUGUCUCAUGGAAUUCUAUGAUUGCAGCAUAUGCAAAUUUUGAAAAGUAUGACAAGGCUGUUGAUUGUUAUAAAGGGAUGCUUGAUUGUGGACUUUUGCCGGACAUUAGUACAAUCCUCAAUUUGCUUUCAUCAUGUGUGCAACCCAAAGCACUAUUUCAAGGUCUGCUGAUUCAUUCUCAUGGAAUUCAGUUAGGUUGUGAUGCUGAUGUGUGUGUGGUGAAUACUCUUAUUUCUAUGUAUUCCAAGUGUGGGGAUGUCCAUUCUGCAAGAUUAUUGUUUGAUGGCAUGUCUGUCAGAACUUGUGUUUCAUGGACUGUAAUGAUUAGUGGGUAUGCGGAGAAAGGAUAUAUGGAUGAGGCAUUAAACUUGUUUAAUACAAUGGAAGCAUCAGGCGAAAAUCCAGAUUUGGUUACUGUGCUUGCUUUGAUUUCAGGUUGUGGUCAAACAGGAUCUCUUGAACUUGGGAAAUGGAUUGAUAAUUACUCUAUUAACAAAGGGUUGAAAGAAAAUAUUGUAGUUUGUAAUGCACUAAUUGACAUGUAUGCAAAGUGUGGAAGUUUUAGCAAUGCUAAGGAGCUUUUCUAUUCUAUGUCUAACAAAACUAUCGUCACCUGGACAAUCAUGAUUACAGCUUGUGCUUUGAGUGGAGAUGUUAAGGAUGCUUUGGACCUGUUUCUUGUGAUGGUGCAGAUGGGAAUGAAACCAAACCACAUAACAUUUCUUGCUGUUCUCCAAGCUUGUGCUCAUGGAGGUUUACUUGAAAGAGGAUUGGAGUGCUUCAGCAUGAUGACACAAAAGUAUGGUAUAAGGCCUGGUAUAGACCACUAUUCAUGUAUGGUUGAUCUUCUUGGUCGUAAAGGACAACUGAGAGAAGCUUUAGAAAUUAUUGAAUGUAUGCCAUUUGAACCUGAUGCUGGUAUAUGGAGUGCAUUGCUGUCUGCAUGCAAACUGCAUGCUAAGAUGGAGAUGGCCAAAUAUGUUUCAGAGAGGCUAUUUCAGUUGGAGCCCCGUGUGGCAGUUCCAUAUGUGGAGUUGGCUAACAUAUAUGCAUCAGCUGGGAUGUGGGAUGGAGUUGCAGCUAUAAGAAGAAAGAUGAAAUAUCUUCAAGUGAGAAAAUGUCCUGGACAAAGCAUUAUCCAAGUGAGUGGCAAAACUCAUAUCUUUACAGUUGAAUAUAGACAUCACCCUGAAGCCUUGUAUAUAUAUGAUAUACUAGAUGGCUUGACUUCUCAUUCUAGACAAGCCCAACUAACAAAUUCAGAGGUAAUUUCAAACAUGGAUAUUAUUGAUUAAUGAUGUACAUUUUGUUGAGUAUAUAUUCUCUCUCAUGGAAAUAAAAUUCUUAAUUAAAUGAAUGUAGUGAUUAUUCAUUUCUCA